AUGUCAAGCGAAACCGUCGUCCUGAUCACCGGUGCUAAUAGGGGUCUUGGCCUAGGCCUCGCGAAACUCUACCUCCAGCAGCCCAAUACCAAAGUCAUCUUGACAACCCGCACUUCCCCCGCCGAGUUGCGCGACGCCUUGCCAAAAUCAUUCGCUGGGACACUGCAUGGUAUUUACAAACUCGACAGCAUCUCCACCGCCGACGCCAUCGCUCUACGCGAAUCCCUCCUUGCCAAUAGUAAUGACACUAGUGGCGAUGCUGGUGUGUCGAAAAUAGACAUCGUCAUUGCUAAUGCUGGCGUUGGCGACCCAUUCACGAGCGUCCUCGAUGCCCCCAUCGAUGCCCUGGCCAAUCUUUAUCAAAUAAACGCUCUCGGCCCCGUUCGUCUGUACCAGCAGCUAUGGGAUCAGCUCUUGAGCAAGUCUGAGAACCCGAAAUUCAUCUUGAUCAGUUCUGUUCUGGCAUCUCUGCACUAUGUAGACCCGACCCCCUGUGGAGGGUACGGGGCGGCGAAAGUGGCGGCGAAUUAUUUCGUCAAGAAAAUGCAUCUGGAGAACGAGAAGCUAGUGGCGGUGUCUCUGCACCCUGGAUGGGUCAAAACUGGAAACGGACAAGCAUAUGCGGAUGCAAUUGGGAUACCAGAGCCGCCUAUGACUAGUGAAGAGUCGGUGGAUGCGAUCUUCAAAACUAUCACUAAUGCCGAGAAACAAACCACAUCGGGCAAAUUUAUCGACGCUGCCAGUGGACAGGAACUUCCAUGGUAA
This is a messenger RNA of Talaromyces proteolyticus, 765 nucleotides long. RefSeq names its product putative toxin biosynthesis ketoreductase. The transcript has 4 exons. NCBI's taxonomy places the organism in Eukaryota, Fungi, Ascomycota, Eurotiomycetes, Eurotiales, Trichocomaceae. Gene Ontology annotation, molecular function: oxidoreductase activity, acting on the CH-OH group of donors, NAD or NADP as acceptor. The record is from RefSeq and is a predicted model, not a curated record. Bases 1 to 765 code for a protein of 254 amino acids.